AACUUCAAAAUGCCAUAAAAGAAAGCAACUUCGUUCUCUCUCUCUCUAGAUUUCUUCUCAGUGUGUAUCUAAAUUUUAUCAUCAUCAUCAUGCGUUUCAUCGAAAUCUGAUUUCUUUAUUAAGGAAAACACGUUCCAAAUCUCUUACUUUUCCGAGAAUCUAAGUUCGCAAUUCUACCCACGAAAUGUCGUCUGGGUUCUCCGGGGGAGGUGGGCGGGAGAUUUUCGCCGGCGGCGGAAGAUCCAUGAACUCCGGCAACAACAACGGAAACAAUCCUCCGUUAUCUCAGCCGUCGUAUAGGAACCAGCUCCCGGGAAUGUUUCUCGAUCAGAUCGGUAACAGAAACUCCGGUGUUCAUGGAUUCGCCGGAAAACGCACUCUGGCGGAUUUUCAAGCGGCGGAGCAAACGCUGACGCAGCUUCCGAAUCCGGCGGCUCUCAACGCUCUUUUUCUACGCUCCGUCAAGCCCAGGACUUUCCAGAACCUUCUGUCGCCGUUGCCGCCGCAGUUCGAUCUCACUGCAAAUGAUUUAAAUUUGUUGGGUAGUUCGUCGUCGACUCAGCGAUUUGGGUUACCGAUUCUUCCGCAUCUCAGGUCAAAUCAUCUUCCUCAGACGCCGCAACCGGGUCUGGGUCUGUGCAGUGGGGCCCGGAUGAGAUUCGGCUCCGGUAAUACGGCGUUACAGGGCGUUCCGUCUGUUGACCCGGUUCGGAACGGAGCUCAGCUGGGUCAGGACUCGGAGAAGAUGAUGAGCAGACUGAGAGAGCUCGAGAAACGGCUUUUGGAUGAUGACGGCGACAGACAAGAUGAUGAUGCCGUCUCCGUUAUUACCAAUGCAAACAGCGAGUGGUCCGAGACAAUACAGAGCCUGGUGAGCCCAAUGAUGAGCCCGAGCCCGACACCGAACUCCAACCCGAGCGCGAAUCUGAACCCGGUUUCGUUUUCUCCUAGCUCGUCUUCUUCGUCUUCCUCGUCUUCUCCUUCUGCAGCUUCGCCGGUACCGGUCUGCUCGAGGCAGACAAUAAUGGAGAUCGCCACGGCGAUAUCCGAAGGAAAAACGGACAUGGCGGCGGAGAUCCUUGCACGUGUGUCUCAAACGCCCAAUCCGAAGGGGAAUUCCGGGCAGAAGAUCACGGAGUUCAUGUUGUCGGCGCUUAGAUCGCGUCUUAACCCGGUUGAGAACCCUGUUCCGGUGUCGGAACUGUACGGAAACGAGCAUCUGUGCUCAACCCAGUUGCUCUACGAGUUGUCUCCUUGUUUCAAGCUCGGUUUCAUGGCCGCGAAUCUCGCCAUCCUCGAAGCGACCCUCGACGAAGGGCUAGUACACGUGGUCGAUUUCAACGUUGGAGAAGGUGGACAGUACAUGAACCUCCUCCACGCGCUCUCCACGCGCCAAAACGGUAAAGCUUCUCCACCGGUGGUAAAGAUCACCGCCGUAUUGGACUCCGGCGAUGGCUCCGCCGUAUUGGAAGAGAGCUUGAAGUCCGUCGGGGAUAAGCUGAGCCAACUAGGCCAACGACUCGGUAUCACCGUGAGGUUCAACGUGGUUGUGGGUUUACGACUCGGCGAUUUGAGUCGCGAGUCCCUAGGGUGCGACCCGGACGAGCCACUCGCCGUUAACUUGGCCUUCAAGCUCUGCCGAGUCCCCGACGAGAGCGUGUGUACAGAGAACCCGAGGGACGAGCUCCUCCGGAAGUCACUCGCCCCGCGAGUGGUCACGCUCGUGGAGCAGGAGAUGAACACCAACACGGCGCCGUUUUUGCCCCGCGUGAGCGAAGCGUCCGCUUACUACGGGGCGUUACUCGACUCAGUCGAGUCGACCGUGCCAAGCUCGAACUCGGAUCGAGCCAAGCUCGAGGAAGGGCUGAGUCGGAAGCUCGUGAACGCGGUGGCGUGCGAGAGCGUGAGUCGUGUCGAGCGGUGCGAGGUAUUCGGGAAAUGGAGGCUCCGUAUGGGCAUGGCUGGGUUCGAGUUGAUGCCUCUGAGUCAGACGAUCGCUGAGUCGAUGCGGAGUCGACUCAGUAACGGAAACAGAGUUCACCCGGGAUUUACCGUUAAGGAAGAUAACGGAGGGGUGAGUUUUGGUUGGAUGGGUCGGACCCUUGCUGUCGCAUCUGCUUGGCGUUAACUUCACACACUCUUUCACCUUUUCUAUGGUAUUAUUGUUAUUAUUAUCACUAUUAAUUUUGAGAUUUCAAUUAUUGUAAUUUUCGAUAUUAA
This is a messenger RNA of Tarenaya hassleriana, 2220 nucleotides long. RefSeq names its product scarecrow-like protein 8. The transcript has 2 exons. The record is from RefSeq and is a predicted model, not a curated record. The coding region runs from base 185 to 2128 and encodes 647 amino acids. Gene Ontology annotation, molecular function: DNA-binding transcription factor activity; sequence-specific DNA binding. Gene Ontology annotation, cellular component: nucleus. NCBI's taxonomy places the organism in Eukaryota, Viridiplantae, Streptophyta, Magnoliopsida, Brassicales, Cleomaceae. Gene Ontology annotation, biological process: regulation of DNA-templated transcription.